This is a messenger RNA of Triplophysa dalaica, 1341 nucleotides long. Its product is annotated as intermediate filament protein ON3. Gene Ontology annotation, biological process: intermediate filament organization; keratinization. Bases 59 to 1291 code for a protein of 410 amino acids. The record is from RefSeq and is a predicted model, not a curated record. The transcript is spliced from 8 exons. Gene Ontology annotation, molecular function: structural constituent of skin epidermis. NCBI's taxonomy places the organism in Eukaryota, Metazoa, Chordata, Actinopteri, Cypriniformes, Nemacheilidae. Gene Ontology annotation, cellular component: keratin filament.
UGGAACUACACCACGUUAUCUCUCCAUAUCACAGCUCUCUGUCUGCCUCUCUCUGGUCAUGAGUGUCCGUAGGUCCUCCGGGUCUGGCUCCAGCAGCUGGUCAUUGGGCUCAUCUCCAUAUCUCGGAGCACAAAUACCCCGUCAGGGUAACUCUUAUUUUGGCUUUGCUAACAUGUCAGCGGUCGGGGUCCCCAUCAAAGCUGUGUCCGUUAACAGGAGUCUUCUCACCCCGAUGGAUCUUCAGCUGGACCCAACAAUACAGUCUGUGAGAAUCCAUGAGAAAGAACAGAUCAAAUCUCUCAACAACCGCUUUGCCUCUUUUAUCGACAGGGUGUGUAAACUGGAGCAAGAGAACAAGAUGCUGGAGACUAAAUGGCAGCUGCUACAGAGCAGGUCUAAGCCUGAUUCUAAACUGGAACACAUGCUGAAGUCAUACAUCAGUACCUUAAGGGCACAGCUGGACCGUGUGAACAAAGACAAAGAACACCUGGAUGUAGACCUCAAGAAUGUUCACGUGCAGGUGGUGGAACAAAAGCAAAGGUAUGAAGAUGAGAUCAACAAUCGGAACAGAGCCGAAAGCGAGUUUGUUCUUCUGAAGAAGGAGGUUGACUCAACUUACUUGUAUAAAGUUGCCCUUGCAGAUAAAAUUGCGGGAAUCUCAGAGGAACUGAACUUUCUAAAGAGCUUCAAUGAGGAGGAGCUGCGUGAACUUCAGGAUGAGAUACAGGAAACAUCUGUCGUGGUGCAGAUGGACAACCGCAGAUAUCUCAACAUGGAGAAGAUCAUUGCUGAUGUGAGGAGCCAGUAUGAAGAAAUAUCAGCGUGCAGCCGUCAAGAAGCUGAGAGCUGGUAUAAGAACAAGUUUGAACUGAUCGCCUCACAAGCCGACCAGAACAACAGUGAACUGAGAAACAAUAAAAGCACAAUCGCUGACUUGAGAAGACACAUCACGCAACUGCAAAGUGAGAUAAACUCGGUUACAUCACAGCGUGGCAGCGUUGAGGGCCAAAUCAAAGAGGUGGAGCGCAGCGUUGAGGAGGCGGUGUUUGAUGCUAAACAGCGAAUCAAAAGCCUGGAGGAUGCGCUGCAGAACGCCAAACACGAUAUGGCCAAACAGAUUCGCAGCUACCAGGAUCUGAUGAAUGUCAAAGUGGCUCUGGAUAUAGAGAUCGCCACAUACAAGAAACUACUGGAGGGAGAAGAGAACAGGUUGGAAUCCAGUAUAAACAUACGUCCAGUCCAUAAACGCUCAGCAAUAGCAAGAUUCUGGCAAGAUUCUUCAUAUAACUAACUUUUUGCAUCUUAGUCAUUGCUGCGAGAAGACAGCAGUGCUGAUCAAAU